AUGAAAUCGGGCACAUGGACCACUUUCCACCUGCUGAAACAAGAAUGGAAGUUUUGGCCCCUGGCCGGAACUGGGAGGGAUGUCGUGAAGGCGAGAGGUUUGGUGGAUUGUGGUUCCAUUUGCCACUCACUUCGUCCCGCUUGCAACAGCUUCAACUGGUACCCUGGAAAUCUAACAUGCGAGAUGGUGAACACGGUCAAUGCCCUCUUGGAAAAUGCACCGGGAGCAAUAGCCUACGUCAGUGCUUCCAGCGUGUGUAAUACGAGUCCACCUGCUUUUGAGAAUCGAACCAUGAAUUUCUCCGACGGAUGGAAUGGCAGCCUGCCUGCACCUUUCCUAUCAGAAGUCUCAUACGAUUGCCCAUUAUUUUCCCGCUGCCCGCCUCUUCUACCCCUGAAAGCCAAAUGUGUCGGACAAAACACAUGGCAACUCCUGAAUGUCAACGUCACUCCUCCUUGCUCAGCAAACACACAAGGCUACGAGCUCUCGACGGCAGACGGCCGGAUGUACAAGCGUUACCCUGGACCCAUGAAUAGAACGGAGGCCAGUCGUGUUUGUUGCCAGGAUGGGGCAAUACUCGCUUCCGACACGAGUGGCAUCACCUAUGAUUCGAUCCGAAUGGUCGCCCCGGACACCACCGAAGCAAUUGUCCAAGGUGCCACUGAUGAGGUCGUGGAAGGCACGUGGAUCUACGAGGAUUCAAGUUUCAGUCAAGUGAACAACACGCCGAUAACAUCCUACAAUUGGUGGGGAACGAACGACAGCCUCCCAGUGGGUCAGCAGGAAGCCCCAAACGGCGGACGAGAUAAGAAUUGCCUCAGCCUUUUGGCGCAGUACUGGUUUGACAUUCCUUGCUCCACCGAGCUCCCCUUUGUCUGCCAGUACUACUAA
This is a messenger RNA of Darwinula stevensoni, 891 nucleotides long. Lineage: Eukaryota; Metazoa; Arthropoda; Ostracoda; Podocopida; Darwinulidae. The record is from the annotation of a GenBank genome assembly.